Molecule: messenger RNA, 1793 nt
Organism: Schizosaccharomyces octosporus yFS286
Lineage: Eukaryota; Fungi; Ascomycota; Schizosaccharomycetes; Schizosaccharomycetales; Schizosaccharomycetaceae
Product: GTPase activating protein
Exons: 2
Coding region: 349-1590 (413 amino acids)
Source: RefSeq, a predicted model, not a curated record
UUCAAAUCAUGUGGGAAAAUUCAUAGGAAAUAUAUAAAUUUUAGAAUCAACUCCUUUCGGGAGUCUUAACAUUAUUUCCACCUAGAAAAGUAAGAAAAAACAAAAAUAAAUGGUUGCAUAUACAUAGGUUUUGAUAGUGCGUUUAGUAUCUCUAAGCAGUGAAGGUCGUUUUUGACCUUACAAAAACAUUGGCAAAAAGUCGCACAUUUAUCUUCUAUUUUGGUUCAGAGUAAUUUGUUAAUUGCAUUUCACUUUGUUUGGUUUUGUUUGUCUUUUAUUUUUGUUUUAUUUAAUUGAUCAAGGAAGCUUUAUAUAUCGAUCCGAUUGUUUCCAAGCAUAACAUAAAGCAUGGAGCAACUAGAAAAACGAAAAGUCGGUGCUCUCCAACGAAUCCAAGAAUUGUACCGACUAGGCGAUAGUGAGUAUCUGGAAGCGGCAGAACCCGUUGAAAAGGAAUCCACUAUAAAGGCAGAAUCGAAAAGUCCUACUCCUGAACAAGUGGAUCGUUAUGGAAAUAUACGCGAUGAUGUGGGCUUGCUGAACAUGGGAUUCUAUAAAAUUAGCAAGGAUCUAUCAUUACAGAAAGAGAGCAAUUCAUUUCGUUUGGGAAAAAAACUCAUCGGUCGAGAUGACUUGUCAAAGUAUAUUAAGGAAAGUGUUUUUUCCCCCAUGACAAACGAACCUGAGAAAGAUCAACAGUUAUUAUCAGAGCGCGAGCUGUCCCGGAUUGAAAAGUGGAAGCAUAUGUGCACUAUACAUUUUGAGUCAGGAAAUCAGCUUCAUUCGUUCCCUAUCACCAAAAAGCUUAUUCAACGAACAAUGAAGGGAAUCCCUGAUUGUUGGCGCUCAAUAGCUUGGUGGUCGUUCUUAAUGAAUGAUUGUCCAGAUCCCGAUCUCGUUAAUUAUUACUACGAAUUGUGUGAUAAAAUAUGUGAGUAUGAUGUACAGAUCGAUUUAGAUGUCCCCCGUACCGCGGCUACUCACUUUUUGUUUCGUAAGCGUUAUAAUGGUGGUCAACGACUAUUGUUUCGAGUUUUACAUUCUGUAGCUUUGUAUCUUCCGCAGGUCGGCUAUGUACAAGGAAUGGCUUCUAUCGCAGCCACCUUACUAAUUUAUUAUCCUGAAGAGAUUGCAUUUAUAAUGAUGGUUAAUAUGCUGCAACGUAGAGGAAUGGGUGAUCUCUUCUCAUGCGGUUUUGAUGUCUUACUAAACGCUUUUGAUAAUUUGAAGAGUGAGUUACAGUACCUACCUUCUGGGAAACAUUUGUCUAAUAUUGGUGCCGAACCAUCUGCAUUUGCUACUCGCUGGUAUUUGACAAUUUUCCACCAGUGUGUGCCUUUUCAUACCCAACUUCGUAUAUGGGACUUACUUUUUCUUCUAGGAGGUAAUGAAGGACAGACUAUAAGACUAUUACAAGCGUCUUCACUCGCCUUAAUACGAGGAAUGUGGGAUACCUUAAUGGAUGCUGAUUUUGAGAUUGUCAUGCAAGCUUUAUCAGGCAUUAUCCCUAUUCAGAACGAUGAUGCAUAUUUGGCCCGCAUACAGCACUACUGGCAGAAAAUGCCUUCUGAAUUAGCUAUGAAAAAGUAGUUAAAAAUUUGGAGCUUACAACUUCUCUAUUUAUCUUCUUGGUUUGCGUUACUUUGCAUUGUAUUUUAACAUCUCAUUCAUGUUAUAUGUCUUUAUCACUUUCUUUAUAGUAUUGGAGUUCUCUAUUCUGGAUUUUUUUUCCGUACCAAUAAUUUCCUUGAUACCACCGGUAUAGCAAGAGUCUAUUUAAUAAGCGUUUUAUU